ACAUCCAACAACAACUCAUUAUCAGCCAAAAUGUUCGCAAAAUUCGUAUCCCUCUUAGCUUUGGUGUCAGCAGUGUACUCUGUUGAUUUCCAAAUAAAAAACAACUCUCCAGACACUCCAGUUUUCGUCCAGCUCCUAGGAACGGAGUAUUCAGACCCCUUCAUCCUACAUGGAGGCGAAGAAGUGGACCUUACGUUCGGAGAACCCUGGAGUGGCCGAAUUUGGGGCCGCGUUGACUGUUACAGCGUCGAGGAUUGCGGGGCAGCUGGACCAAUCCCGGCCUCCCUUGCCGAAAUCACGGUAGGCGACGGUAUGGCCUUCUACGACUUGUCUUUGGUUGACGGUUUCAAUAUUGAUCUUUCCAUGGAACCCAUUGAUGGUCACGGUGACGGAGGUCAGUACAGUUGUCAAAAAUCCGAGUGUGCCUAUCCCAUUUUGAACGACUGCCCUGAAGAACUGAAAUUGUUCAAUUCAGAUGGCGUGUUGGUCAGUUGUCAAGCGGCUUGUAACGUCUUCGGUGAUGACUUGUAUUGUUGCCGUGGUGAACAUUCCACUCCUGAUACUUGUAAGUCUUCUGAUUGGCCAGUGGACUAUGCGUCGUUCUUCAAACAGAGGUGCCCGGAUGCGUACAGUUAUGCUUACGAUGAUCAGCAGAGUACUUACACGUGCGACAGCAACAGAUACAUUGUUACUUUCUUGUAAAUAGGGUUAAGAUUGAAAAAAUAAAAUCAUACUUUGUUUAUCAAGUUAUAAAUAA
This is a messenger RNA of Zophobas morio, 757 nucleotides long. RefSeq lists its product as uncharacterized. NCBI's taxonomy places the organism in Eukaryota, Metazoa, Arthropoda, Insecta, Coleoptera, Tenebrionidae. The record is from RefSeq and is a predicted model, not a curated record. The transcript is spliced from 3 exons. The coding region runs from base 31 to 702 and encodes 223 amino acids. Gene Ontology annotation, cellular component: extracellular region. Gene Ontology annotation, biological process: defense response.